This is a messenger RNA of Talaromyces rugulosus, 5208 nucleotides long. RefSeq lists its product as uncharacterized. Gene Ontology annotation, biological process: mitotic spindle organization; microtubule-based movement. Lineage: Eukaryota; Fungi; Ascomycota; Eurotiomycetes; Eurotiales; Trichocomaceae. The record is from RefSeq and is a predicted model, not a curated record. The transcript has 4 exons. Gene Ontology annotation, molecular function: microtubule motor activity; microtubule binding; ATP binding. The coding region runs from base 1 to 5208 and encodes 1735 amino acids.
AUGACUAUACCGACGGCAACCUCGCCUCCAGGGUCGCCUGGCAUUCCCACUCGCCCCAUGAGCGCCAUGAUCCGCCCGCCGCGAAGCACAAGUCGCAUGAGCACCGGCAGUCGUCAUGGUGGCAGCCGUGCUUCCGACGAGGAUAGCAAGACUGCCGUCAAAGUCGCUGUCCGUGUGCGUCCGCCUUUGCGACCAAACGACCCUGGCUAUGAAUUGAUCCCUCAGCGAUUCCAGCGCUCCAUGGUCCAUGUAACGUCGCCAACCAGCCUGGCCGUCGAUGUGCCUCAGGGCCGCAAGCUGUUCGUCUUCGAUCGGGUCUUUCCAGAAACAACCGACCAGAGCGGCGUCUGGGAGUACCUGAGCGACAGCGUCAAUUCCUUUAUGCAGGGCUACAAUGUCUCCAUUCUUGCCUACGGCCAGUCUGGCGCCGGUAAAUCGUACACCAUGGGUACAUCUGGCCCUGGCGAACAGAACGACACCAGUGCCAUGGGAGUCGUGCCGCGCGCCGCCCAGCUUCUCUUCGACAAACUCGAUGGCCCCAAACACGGUCGCGCCCAAUCGUCUGGUCUUCGCACCCCCUCGCGGUACUCAGUCGGCUCUCCGCAGGCCUUCAACAAACCUUCCUUCGAGAAGAACUGGCAGAUGAAGGCUACCUAUGUGGAGAUCUACAAUGAGCAUUUGAGAGAUUUGCUCCUCCCCGACUCCACCCCUACCAACGAUCGCAGCACCGUUACCAUCCGAGAAGAUACAAAAGGCAGGAUCCUCCUGACCGGGCUGCGCCAGGUCGACAUCAACUGCUUCGAGGACCUGAUCGGCGCUUUGAACUUUGGUUCCACCAUUCGUCAAACUGAUGCGACCGCCAUCAACGCCAAAUCAUCUCGUUCGCACGCCGUCUUCAGUUUGAAUCUCGUUCAGCGAAAAUCCCCAGCCUCCAUGAUGACUGCCAAGGAGAAGCGAAUGUCCGUCCCCGUCGAGGCGCUCUCAUCGUCAGACGCCGUCGUGACUGUUGACAGCAAACUGCACUUUGUCGAUUUGGCUGGCAGCGAAAGACUGAAAAACACAGGCGCUUCAGGAGAACGAGCCAAGGAAGGCAUUUCCAUCAACGCCGGCUUGGCCAGUUUGGGCAAAGUCAUCUCUCAGCUAUCAUCUCGCCAAUCCGGCGCCCAUGUGUCGUAUCGCGAUUCCAAGCUUACUCGUCUACUCCAGGACUCGUUGGGAGGUACGGCAAUCACCUACAUGGUCGCUUGUGUAACCCCCGCCGAAUUCCACCUGAGCGAAACCUUGAACACUGUGCAGUAUGCGCAACGAGCCAGAGCCAUCCAGAGCAAACCCCGUAUCCAGCAAAUCACCGACGAGAGCGAUAAACAGGCCGUCAUCGAACGACUCAAAGCAGAAAUCUCAUUCUUGCGUCAACAGCUCCGCAAUGCCGAAGCCGAAGAGCGAAAGACAGUUGUGCAGCCCGAGCGAGGGGAGCGGUCUAAUGAUCGCGAAGUGGAAUUGCAGAACCACCUGUUGGACAUGCAAGAAAGCUACACUUCGCUGAGCCAGCGCCACGCCAAGUUGAUCUCGGAGCUGAGCAAAGCCUCGGAUCUCAACACGGAGGACCCAGACGAACUCGCCGCCGCGAUCGAAAACAGCUCGGUGGAACGACUGAAGCGCUCGCACUCCUUUGCCGAGUCGGUCGAGCAGGUCGUGCUGGAGUAUGAAAAGACUAUCCAAAGCCUGGAAUCAUCCCUCUCAAACACCAGGGCUUCCUUGGCCAACACUGAAAGCUCGCUUCUCGAGCGAGAGAGCAAGUGCGCAUACAUGGAUACCUUGAACACACAACUACAAGCUCGAGUACAGAAAAUGAUGGAUCGCGAAACCAACACGGAAACCUACCUGCACGACCUUGAGUCUAAGCUUGACGGCCAAUCCACCGGCGAGGAGAAGAACUCAUCUGUGAUCAUCGAACUGCGCAAAGAAAUUGCCCGCGUUCGCGAGAACGAGGCUAGCUGCGAAGACUACAUUUCCACUCUAGAGGAGCGUCUUGCCGAUUCAGAUCAAGACAUGGAGCUGAUGCAACGUGAAAUCCACCGACUCGAACAUGUUGUCGACCGCCAGAGGAGCUUGGGAAAACUAGACAAUCUUCUUUACGAGCUCGACCAUAUCCAACAGAACGGCGGCGCUAAGGGCCAAAAAGCCGAACCCGAUGUCGCCCAGCCCGUUCCCCAGACAAGGGAAAGCUGGUCAGCACGGAAUCGCGGGAAUACGCUUGACAUCUUGACCGAAGCGGUGGAAACUGCCAUCCCAGAGGAUGACGACGAGGACUUGGUAGACCGAUUGCCCGACGUCGAGGAGACCCAAGACGAGGAGCGACCUCGCACUGCCGAGUCAGAGCUUGCUGCUUUAGAAAAGACACAAUCCAAAGACAUCGAGACUCCAGACGACUUUGACCAUAGCCCAGCUCAGUCCAAGUUUGUCGCCGAGAAACUUGAGAAUGUCACACAGGAGCUCCUCGACCUCCGUAUGCAACACGACUCUACUCAAAAUGAGUACGAUAUCCUGACCGCCAAAUACGAGGAAGCGCUGCGGGCCAUGUCCGAAAUGCAAGAUCAAAUCGACAUUGCGCGUCACCCAGCUGCGGCGUCUUUGGCCGGCGAAACUUCGACAGACGGUUCUCGCCCAGAGUCUUUUUUAGACAACGGGAAAUCCGAGGAAAUGAAAAAUGGCGCUCAACGCUCGUCUUCGCGAUCGCUCUCCUCGGAGUUGUCCUCGGUCGAGCAGUCGGCUAUCUCGCAGGACACGUCUGAUACGACAGUCGUUUCUGCCCACGAAGGUUCCGUUUCCAACGGCGUUUCGCACCAGUCGGAAGAAGAACUCAAGAACCUGCGCCAGCUCCUUCACGAACAUGAAGAGGGCAUGAACCUGAUUGCGCAAAAGUAUGCCCAGCUCGAGGCUGAGCAUGAAGACACCGUCAUGCUUGUCGAGCAACUCAAGUCUGACAUUCAGAAAUCCAAAUCCGCCUCAUCCCCGACAUCCCCCAUUGGACCUAGCGCUCCUGUCAUUCGCCGAAUGACAAGCCAGAACCUCGCUUCAACGGUCAACAGAGCCCAUCAAUCUCUUGCCGCGCUUCGUAACAUUGCCGUUGAAGAGUUUGAGCAGAGACCUGAUGCCUUGCAGAACUUUGAGCAGAACCUCAGUGCUGCGAUGCACGAACUCCAUCACCGCAUGGAGCGUAUCCAGGCCUUGGAAGCUGAGAAUUCCAGCGUCAAGAAAGAAAUGGAAAUGAAAGCUACCAUCAUCUCCGGUCUCACGCGCGAACGGUCUAGCUUGUCAGGCGCCAAGCCAAUGGAUAUGGCCAUGGUCUCUCAAAUGCGUGACCAGAUUUUCCAAAAGGACAACCAAAUGAAGGAAAUGCAAGAAGCCCACGACGCCCGAGAGCAGGAGCUGCGUGCUGAGAUUGUCAGCCUUCAACAAGCCUUGGAUGACCGUCCUGUCUCGGCUGCCCCUACCGAUACCGAGAAUGCUUCCGCAGACCACACGGCUCGUCUUGACCAGCUCGAGACUGAAUUGUCUGAAUGGAUGGGCAAGCACCAAACCGCCAUUGCCUCUCUCGAAACUUCGGAGAAGCAGCACCAGUCUAUCUCAGCCGAGCUUACCGCCGCGUUGGCUUCUAUUGAUACUAUUCAUGCUGACCAUGCCAAGUAUGUGGAUUCGCUGACCAAGGAGAACGCAGCUUCUUUGAAAGAGGCCGAAGAUGCCCGAGAGAUCCAGAGCGCCAAGGUCACAAGUCUUGAAAGUGAAAUCCAAGACCACAGGUCGACUAUUUCUACUCAUUUGGCGACCAUUACCGGCCUGGAGGCAUCCCAUGUUGCCGCACAAGAGCAGUUGGCUCAUCACAUCUCCACCAAGGAGGCAAACGAUGCCAAUUCUGCCGUCUACCAGUCCCGAAUUGCCGAACUGGAGGAAGAAAUAAGCGGCCACAAGGCUCUUAUCGACAGCCACAAGUCUGACCUAGCCAACCUGCAGGACACACACAGUCGCGCAUUGUCUGACCUUGAGGCGAAGGGAGCUGCGGCAGACGCUGCAAAGGCUGAGCACGAGUCUGUCAUUGCAGAGCUGAAUGCCCAGCAUGAAGAAGCCCUGACGGCGUUGAGAGCGGAAAUGUCUGGCUCCAAGGAUGAUAUCACUUCUUUGAUGAAGACUAUUUCUGCUGUUCUUAACACUCAAGUAACUCCUGUGACCGUUUCGGAUCACCUUGAAGAUCUUGUUUCCGAGAAACAGGUUCUCGAGGGCAAAUAUGGCGAUCUCAUUGACGCAAACGAAGAUCUUACGAAGCAACUAGAAGCCAAGGAAAGCAACGUCGAACAAACCAAGGAGUCGCCAGAAACCGAGGCCCGAUUUACCGAACUUGCAACAUUGGUUGCCACUCUCGAAGAGAAGCUGCGCGAGAAAGAACAGCUCAUCAAGAAGAAAGACACAACGAUUUCAGAAAUCGACGCCGAAAAACAAAAGAGCGUCCGCCUUGUUGAAGAGCUCGAGGAACAGAUUACGAGCACCUUUGACCAGCACCACAAUCGUCUGUCUUUGAUGCAGACCGAGCGCACACAGGCUCUCAUCGACGCCAAUGCCAAGGUUGCAACCCUCGAGCGAGAGAUUGAGACAUACCGAGUGCGCAUUGAGCAGCUUGAGCUUCAGCUCAAGAAUAGUGGCAACGACACAUCUGCCGACCGCACUAGCUCGAUCACUUCAAAUCUCCGCAAGAGCACUUCGACAGCAUCUCUCCCGUCUCCGCCACCGGCGAUCCCAUUGCCGCCUUUGCCUUCUAUUGCCUCGACUGCAUCUCCUCCGGGCUCUCGUCACACAAGCAGAGAACUGGUCAGCCCUCAAUUAAUCGAGGACCAGGAAUCGCGCAUCAAGACGAUCGAGAAGCACCUUUACGCCGAGAAGCAGCUCACAGCCACCUUGGAAGAAGCCCUAGGCGACCUAGAAGCCCAGAGCAACAAAAUCAAGAACGACAUGGAGGGCUGGAAGAAGAAGGCCUGGCAAUACGAGGACGAGCUGCAGCAACUACGUAAGGAGCGCAGCUCGACCCGUCUUUCUCUCCAGGCUGUGGAACACGAACGCAGCGCCCGCCGCGAGGCCGAGGCUGCUCGCGCCCAGCUGGAAGAGCGAAUGAACGCAAUCAACAAAAAGAAGAAGAAGAGCACUCUCAACUGCUUCUAA